Oncorhynchus nerka (sockeye salmon) is the source of this 3275-nucleotide messenger RNA. Its product is annotated as matrix metalloproteinase-17-like. The record is from RefSeq and is a predicted model, not a curated record. Lineage: Eukaryota; Metazoa; Chordata; Actinopteri; Salmoniformes; Salmonidae. Gene Ontology annotation, cellular component: extracellular matrix. Gene Ontology annotation, molecular function: zinc ion binding; metalloendopeptidase activity. The transcript has 9 exons. Bases 86 to 1648 code for a protein of 520 amino acids. Gene Ontology annotation, biological process: proteolysis; collagen catabolic process; extracellular matrix organization.
GAGUAAGUUUGGGUAUCUCCCACCCCCUGACCCAGUGACUGGACAGCUCCAGACCAAGGAGGCCUUGACCAAAGCCAUCAAAGCUAUGCAGAAGUUUGGAGGACUGGAGGAGACCGGAGUGCUAGACCAAGCCACCCUGGGCCUGAUGAAGACCCCGAGGUGUUCCCUCCCGGACCUGUCUGAGACCGAGGCGGUGGUGGGCCGCAGGAGACGAGCCCUGACGCCCCAGAACAAGUGGAGCAAGAGACACCUCUCCUGGAGGAUUCGUACCUUUCCUAAGGAGUCUCCUCUGUUGGGUCGAGAUACGGUACGAGCUCUCAUGUACUACGCCCUCAAGGUCUGGAGUGACAUCUCCCCCCUCAACUUCCAUGAAGUUGCUGGCAACGACGCAGACAUCCAGAUCGACUUCACCAAGGCCGACCACAACGACGGGUACCCUUUUGAUGGGCCGGGAGGCACCGUGGCACACGCCUUCUUCCCCGGAGAGAGGUUCACGGCCGGGGACACCCACUUUGAUGAUGAUGAGGCCUGGACCUUCAGAUCACCAGACUCUCACGGGAUGGAUCUGUUUGCGGUAGCAGUGCAUGAGUUUGGUCAUGCUAUUGGCCUGGCCCACACCUCAGCAAUAGAGUCCAUCAUGAGGCCGUACUACCAGGGUCCUGUGGGGGACCCACUCAAGUACGACCUCCCUUAUGAGGACAAGGUCCGCGUCUGGCAGCUCUACGGGGUGAGAGAUUCAGUGUCUCAUACGGCGCGUCCUGAUGAUCCCUCCCAGACCGCUGACCCACCUGUACUACUGGACCUCCCUGAGAACAGAUCUACUGUCCCGCCGGCACGAGAUGCCCCUAACAGGUGCACAAGUCACUUCGAUGCAGUGGCCCAGAUUCGUGGAGAGGCCUUCUUUUUCAAAGGGAAGUAUUUCUGGCGUCUGACGCGGGAGAAGCACCUGGUGUCUCUGCGUCCGGCUCAGACCCACAGGUUCUGGAGAGGCCUGCCUACCAACCUGGACAGUGUGGACGCUGUCUACGAGAGACCUGGGGACCACAAGAUCGUCUUCUUCAAAGGACUAAAGUAUUGGAUAUUCAAGGACAACAACGUGGAGGAGGGUUAUCCUCGGCCAAUCAGUGACUUCGGCUUGCCUAUGGAGGGUGUAGACGCGGCCUUUGUGUGGCUCCACAAUGACAAGACCUACUUCUUCAAGGACAACCGCUACUGGCGCUAUGACGACCAUCUACGGCGUAUGGAUCAGGGCUACCCAAAAGACAGCACACUGUGGAAGGGGAUCCCGUCCCCACUAGACGACGCCAUGCGAUGGUCUGACAGCUCCUCAUACUUCUUCAAGGGGAAGGAGUACUGGCGUGUGGUGGGCAGCGAUAUGGAGGUGGAGGCUGGGUACCCACGGUCCAUAGGAAAGGACUGGCUGGUGUGUACAGAGAUGCAGUCGGACUCCCCAGCCACAGAGGCCAAUAACACGGCUAACACGCGGCUACACGGGCAGCACCACGCCGACCACGCCGAAAACGGCUACGAGGUGUGCUCCUGCACCUCCAACUCUGCCUCGCCCUUGGGAGCCCAGCCCUCCCCCUCCCCCCUCUGGCUACUUGCCCUCUUGACUGUCUCUGGAGCACUAUCCUACCUCCCUCUAUGAUGUAAGCAGAGGGGAGCGGCCUCACUCUGUGACAGGAAGUACAGCAGCCAAUCUGCUGAGAGCGGGGGAUUGGCUUAAGGGGCUUUUUGCCUGGGUUCUGCCAGACCAGCUACACCAUCGAAUCAAAACAAUGACUGGAGGAAUUAGUUGUUAUUGUUAUCUUAAUUGGGAUCCUCAUUGUUAAUUUGUUUUAUUUAUUAUACCAAAUCUUUCUCAAUGGAUCAAUAUGCUUUCAAAUGAAUGAUGUUUAAAUUAUGAUACUGGAUUGAAUUAGAAAUGUGAUAACAUGACGAUAAUGGAAAUAGUAUAUCAACUUGAUGAUGAUAAUGACAACAAGUUUAUAGCAAAAUGUCCCUCCGUGACUAAGCAGUCUAGAAGGAGAGUGGUCCUCUGGGAUGCUGUGCUCCCUGUCCCCUUGUUCCUGCAAUCACUAUAAGAGCUUUAAAGUAACUCUCCAGUGUUUUGGGGUUUCUGUGAAAUAUGACCUAUUAUUAAUUACAAUAUUAGUGAAAGUUUUCCUUCCCCCCAAAAAUGUAUUAUGUUAAAAAGCAGCUUUUCUUUGUUGGAAUGUUGUGGGGCGUGCCCCAACAACAGAAUGGUGUUGGCGUAUACCGGUCAUUAAAAAUAUUCACACGACUAGACCACUGAAUGGCUAGCUCAUCCUCCUCAGGAAGAUGACCAUCCUCUCUGAGGAAAUAACCAAGCAUUUUUUUAACUGUUUGAGGUUGGGUUUUUCAAGUGUUUUGUCUCCAAUUUAUGCUUUGGCCACAAAUACUAGUAUAGGAAUAGUCAACAGCAUUAUUUGCGUAUGAGUUCGCAGAAUUUUAACUUUUAAAUGAUUUUUUUUACUGGAAAGUUACUUUAAGAACCCUCACACACACACACACACACACACACACACACACACACACACAGACCACUCCAUGUGCGUUUUUUACAGUCUGAGCUAGCUGGACAAAUGUAUCUGUCUCCUCUCACUCAUUCAACUGGUAAUGUGUGGGCUGGUCGGAUGAACACUCCACUAUAAUUGGACAGCUUGUUCUCUCACUGAGUUUCUAAUGUCAGGGCUAUCUGGAUGGAAUGGACACUACUUCCUGUAAUGACACUGACUCUCUCUCCUUGACUAGACUCGCGUGCCCUUUUGAGACCUUUGCCCCUGUAUCUUUCUUUUUGUUCUCAGCUGAGAUACAGUCGCACCUCCUGCCGUUAUCAGAGAGGGUAACCCGUUAGCAUUGAUUAUUAGGAUGUAUUUUUGUAAUAAGCACAGAGGGAUUGUGGUCGAGCCCUACUCGGGGAUGUGCUUGAUGGGGUUUUCAUGAUGCCUUGGUCUGGUCAGGCCAGUGGCCACUGCAGCUGUCAGCGAUACCCAGCGGUCACCCAGCUGCGCCAUUCUCCUUCUCCAUUGUCUCUCCUAACAUGAACUAUCUCUAAGGAUAGUCACCCUCUCAAAACACAACUAGAUUUAUUAAUAUUGCUAAGAUAUAUUUACUUACAGUCUAUAUAUACAGAUCUAUUUGAGGUGAAAAGUUCUAUGGCAGUUACAACAACAAAAAACAUGUACAUUUCUCAGCCGUCUUUUCUAAGGUGAAAUAUUUUUGUAGAAAAAUAAAGAGGGGGUAAGACGGAG